This is a messenger RNA of Lodderomyces oxycetoniae, 1038 nucleotides long. RefSeq names its product allantoicase. Gene Ontology annotation, molecular function: allantoicase activity. The record is from RefSeq and is a predicted model, not a curated record. Gene Ontology annotation, biological process: allantoin catabolic process. The coding region runs from base 1 to 1038 and encodes 345 amino acids. NCBI's taxonomy places the organism in Eukaryota, Fungi, Ascomycota, Pichiomycetes, Serinales, Debaryomycetaceae. The transcript has a single exon.
AUGGUGACGGUAAAGGUGUUGAGUCAAGAGGAGUUUCAGAAAAGUAUUGCCUCACAAUAUACUGAUGUCAUAGGUGAGAAGUUGGGUGGUAAAGUAGAAUCAUUUUCCGAUGAAUGGUUUGCUGCAGCUGAGAACUUGAUCAAGCCGAAAGCUCCUGUUAGGGAUGCCACUAGGUUCACAUACGCCGGAGCAUGGUAUGAUGGAUGGGAAACUAGAAGGCACAAUGAAGAGGAGGCAGAUUGGGUCAUUUUCAAAUUUGGCGUGAGCUCAGCAAAACUUGUUGCAUGUGAAAUCGACACAGCGUUUUUCAAUGGUAACCAUGCGCCUUAUGUGUCAGUGGAAGCUGUGCAGAAAUUUGAUGAUGAUGAUGAUGAUAUCCUGAAAAUAAAGGAAACAGAUUGGGAAACCGUGAUUUGCAAGUCAGAGUGUAAACCAAGCCAGAGACAUUUUUUAGUAAGAGAUAAAGAAACAGACAAAAAUUAUACUCAUGCUAGGUUGAGAAUGUACCCAGAUGGGGGGAUCGCUAGAUUUCGUUUAUAUGGGAGUGUCAUCCCCGCGCAAUAUAGUGGAACAUCUGAUAUUGUUGAUUUUGCCUCGGUCAAAAAUGGUGGCGUUGCCAUCAAAGUUAGUGAUCAACAUUUUGGCACUGCUGAUAAUCUUUUACUACCUGGUAGAGGAAACGAUAUGAGUGACGGAUGGGAAACAAAGAGGUCGAGGGAGAAGGGGCACACAGAUUGGGUUAUUGUAAGACUAGGCGCUCCUGCACGGUUGAAGGAGAUUAUUGUGGACACAGCACAUUUCAGAGGUAACUUUCCCCAAAAGAUAAAUGUCAAGGGUAUAUCUGUUAAAGAGGAGCAAGAAAUCUAUGAUAAUGAUGCAGAGGAAAAGUGGAUUACUAUUGUGCCUGACUCAAAAACAAGCGCCGACAAGGAACACUUUUUCGAAAUCAAAAACGACAAGGUAUUUUCUCAUAUCAAGUUGACUAUCAUACCUGACGGUGGUGUUAAAAGAAUUCGUGCUUUUGGUGUAAAGGCUUGA